Messenger RNA from Daphnia pulex (common water flea), 920 nucleotides. Its product is annotated as chorion peroxidase-like. Gene Ontology annotation, biological process: response to oxidative stress. Gene Ontology annotation, molecular function: heme binding; peroxidase activity. The record is from RefSeq and is a predicted model, not a curated record. Bases 84 to 908 code for a protein of 274 amino acids. The transcript has 6 exons. Lineage: Eukaryota; Metazoa; Arthropoda; Branchiopoda; Diplostraca; Daphniidae.
ACAUGAGUUGAUCGUCUCAUUACCAGAAUAUUAGUCUUCUUUCGAGAAGUGUGGGCAGAUUUUUAGUUUAAAAAAUUUAUGCAAUGUCAGGUUUUUUCUACUUUAAUAUGCCGAUCCUAGUCGGUUUAUUUUGUUUACUGAUGCCAGAUGUGAGCGCCUUUUUAAUAGAAGAUGACUUGCUCGCAUCUCUCGUCAAACGGUUCGAGUCUGAAGCUUCACAACGGUCAACAGAAGAAAUACAUAUCCCAGAAGAUGAGCUAACGGAGGCACUAAGAAUUGGCAGAAAAUAUGUAGAUCAGUGGGAGAAACUGGAAAACCAGAUUUCAAAGGAAGUCCGCAAAACAGAGGAAAAUCAUGGCACAACCAAUGUUGGAGAAAAGAAUAUGAAUUAUCCGUGUCGCCACGCUUCCAAACCACGUGAUCCAGAAGUGGCGGCAGAGUCAAAAGAAGCCGCUGUCUAUUUAGUUGCUCGGAAGUAUUUGAGUGAUAAAUUGGGAAUCCCAGCUGAGAAGAUUGGAGAUUUUGGUCAGACGACAAAUUUUAGAAACGGUGCUGAUGACCGACAAACCUGCGAUGCUACAUCCAAGUUCCGUAAUAUCGAUGGAACGUGUAACAAUUUGGUCGUUCCAUCUUUUGGAAAGUCAGGUUCUAUCUUCUCUCGUCUUAUUGUCAACUCGAACGAGGGUUAUGGUGACGGUAUUGGAGCGAUUCGUACAAGCAAGUUGACGAAAAACCCUUUGCCAAGCCCUCGUUCAAUUUCAACUGCCGUUUUGGUGAACGACAGUGUUCCAAAUCCCGCAGUAACUCUUCUGGCGAUGCAAUGGGGCCAGUUCCUUGAUCAUGAUCUAACACUUACUCCCACUUUCAAAAACAAUGGGCAAAGAAUUCGCGUGCUGCUCAACGGAUAGCAUAGGCACUAC